Messenger RNA from Achroia grisella, 366 nucleotides. RefSeq lists its product as uncharacterized. The record is from RefSeq and is a predicted model, not a curated record. Bases 88 to 366 code for a protein of 92 amino acids. NCBI's taxonomy places the organism in Eukaryota, Metazoa, Arthropoda, Insecta, Lepidoptera, Pyralidae. Gene Ontology annotation, molecular function: serine-type endopeptidase inhibitor activity. The transcript is spliced from 3 exons.
GUUAUUGUUAAUUGCGUCCGUCUGUGUAAAACACGCUUGUGUGGUACAUUUCAGUAAAUAAAUACUUAUUGAUAACCUCUUAUCGUUAUGUACAAGGUUGCUUAUUUUAUCUUAAUAAUAUUGUGUUACACUGAUUCACUAAACCCAGAAAUAUGUCAAGCAAAGCCGCAGGAGAAGCACUGUCUCAUUGAAUGGAUGGCUCGGGAUCGCUGGCCGCAUACAAUAAGAUAUGUAUACGACUGGGUGACACGAAAUUGUUUCGAGAUCAGAUGGUCGCAACACUGCCCCAAAGUGGCAACACCGACAGUGUCCAACAAUUUUCCAAGUCAUCAGGAAUGUAUGAAUGAAUGCGCCGGCUGGAAUUAA